GAGGAAAUUGAUAUUGACGAAGCAACACAACACGGGCGAGUUACUUGCACGGAAAUUCGCCCGCUUCCCAAUUUGUGCGUAUCUCGUCUGUGUUGGUCCGCGUUAUCUCCCGCCAUUCGCCGGGAAACCGCCGCCAUAACCGCCGCCGCGGUGUUUCUUUACUUGCUCGGCGGUUGUGCCGGCCACGGUCUCCGCCGCAUUGAAGGAGGGAACUUUUUUCACCCCUCAGAGACCACCGAAUUCACUCAUGUCCUCACCGGAGCAUGCCCUAGUCUCCCUACUCUCCCAGUUUGCUUUCUCAUUCGAUGGAGCCGUUUUGGGCGCAGCCCUAGCUUAUGCUGCCGUACGUACCGUCCUCAAACUCACUACUUCCCGUUCCGCUCUCAACAAUCUUCGCGAAGCUCCUAAUGUUAGAGUUUCUGAUCUCCGCUCCGACGGGAAUUCGAAGCAAUCCGAGUCCGAUCAGAAGCUUGUUGUAGUUCGUGGCACCGUGGAGGCCAAAUCGUCUGUGGAAGGUAGUUGGAAGAGCUUACUGCCCAAUGUAUUGAUUUCUCAAGAGUCCGGAGAUAGAGCGGUGAUUAUUCAGCGUACUCAAAUGUGCAUAUUCAACGAAUGGAAAGGCUUUUUUGGAUGGACUUCUGAUUUACGUGCAAUUUUUGCAAGAUCCUUUAGAAAGCAAGAGUCAACAUCACUUAGAACGGUUCCUUUUGUCCUUGUUGAGGGUGGUUUGCUGCCGUAUUCUAAUUUUGUUGUUGUCAACAUGGAUGGCUCAAGACAUCCCUUGCCUCUUACAACAGUGUAUCAUCAACUGCAGCCCGUUUGUGCUACUCCUUAUACAUUCCUUCAGGCACUUUUUGGUCAUGAGUACCCUGUUGGUGUGCUUGAUGAGGAGAAAAUACUUCCAAUAGGAAAAGAUAUCAGUGUUGUUGGCGUAUGCAGUUUUAGAAAUGAAAUUCCUGAGAUAAAGUCAUGCAAGGAUUUUCCCUUUUUCCUGUCCGAAAUGACCAAGGAUCAGAUGAUUUUGGAUCUAGUCUUCAAAACAAGGUUACUGUUCUGGAGUAGUAUUGUACUCGGUUCAUUGUCAAUUGGUAUUCUUGGCUAUUCUGUUACGAGAAAUUGGAAUAGAUGGAAAGAGUGGAGGCAAGGGAGACGGUUACAGGAUUCAAGCAAUGAUACUACCUUUGACAGUGAUUCUGGAGCUACAUCAGAUGACGACGUAGCUGGCAUUCGUCACGGUCCAAAUGACGAGGUAGUAGACGUUCCAGAUGGACAGUUGUGCGUGAUCUGUCUUACAAGGAGAAGACGAUCUGCUUUCAUUCCAUGUGGUCAUUUAGUUUGCUGCGAACGUUGUGCCAUAUCAGUCGAACGUGAAUCAGCUCCUAAAUGUCCUGUGUGCCGCCAGCAGAUCCGUAGUUCUGUGCGGAUAUAUGAUUCAUGAGGAGAAACAAAUUAUCCUUUUCUGGUUACAAGUCUAACCAUGACACAUCUAUGUAAGCAUGCAUGUGAAGUUGCCUCAACUCAUUCAUCUGUGUCACACCAUUUAUACUGAUACUAGUAUAUUAUAUAUGAGAUUUUGUAUCUGUGCAAGUGAUUCCAGAGGGCAGUGGGAUCCGGAUGUCUUUUCCUCUUUUUUUCUUUUCUUUUUUUUUUAAUAUGGGGUCUGUUUUUUGAACAUUGAUGUCAGAGCUGGUUGUUAAAGAAUUUCCAAAGCCAGAUUUGGAGUGAUAGCUCAUGUAAAUACCAGAUAAUGUCCUCUUUUUUCACUUUGUAACUUGCUGAUAUGUGAUAUGAAAAGAAACUUCAAUA
This is a messenger RNA of Momordica charantia (bitter melon), 1806 nucleotides long. RefSeq names its product E3 Ubiquitin ligase family protein (gene SPL2). Gene Ontology annotation, biological process: protein ubiquitination; organelle organization. NCBI's taxonomy places the organism in Eukaryota, Viridiplantae, Streptophyta, Magnoliopsida, Cucurbitales, Cucurbitaceae. The record is from RefSeq and is a predicted model, not a curated record. Gene Ontology annotation, molecular function: ubiquitin-protein transferase activity.